Colletotrichum truncatum is the source of this 1527-nucleotide messenger RNA. Its product is annotated as maltose permease. Gene Ontology annotation, molecular function: carbohydrate:proton symporter activity. Gene Ontology annotation, cellular component: membrane. The record is from RefSeq and is a predicted model, not a curated record. NCBI's taxonomy places the organism in Eukaryota, Fungi, Ascomycota, Sordariomycetes, Glomerellales, Glomerellaceae. Gene Ontology annotation, biological process: transmembrane transport; carbohydrate transport.
AUGACAGACACUCCGGAGAAGCUCUCAGGCUUUGCUGAGCUCUCCAAAAACAAGAGAGUGCUCGCCUGGUGUCUCCUGAUUUUCAUUCUACCUAUUAACUUCGGUUACGAAAUCGCUCUCGUGGGCAAUAUCCUCGCCAUUCCAUCUUUCCUUGACCGAUUCGGCGUCACAACAUCUACAGGUGUAAAAGAAAUAACUACCCAUGACCAACAGGUUCUCAAUGCAUCAACUACCGUCGGCAUUUUCGUUGCAGCGUAUACCACUGGAUUCAUAUCCGACAUCAUCGGCCGCCGUUUGGUUGUUUUUAUCGGGUGCGGUCUCUGUAUUGCCGGCAUCCUCGUCCAGGGCUUUUCCAACUCCAUCAUGAUGCUCUUUGGCGGCAAGCUUAUCAGCACCGUUGGAUACGGACUAGGUCAUACUCUUGGCCCUGUUUACGUUGCAGAGAUCGCGCCUGAUUCUCUGCGUGGCGUCUGCCUCAUUCUAAUCAACACCAUGAUCGUCCUGGGACAAUGGGCGUGCGCGCUGAUCGGAUAUGGUGGCUCAUUCAUCAAGAACGACUGGGCUUGGAGACUACCCGUGUUUGUUCAGUUGGUUCCUCCUGUCUUGAUGCUGGUUUUGGGUGGCAUCAUGCUCCCAGAGUCUCCCUCAUGGCUCCUAAUGAAGGGAAGAAGAGAAGAUGCAGCGAAAUCUCUCCGCAAGUUCAACGGCCCGAAGCACAAUGUCGAAGAAACUCUUGCCAUCAUGGAGACUACUCUGGAAAAGGAACGGGAACUCAACGAGAAAGGCGCCUCCUAUCUUGAGUGUUUCAAGGGUACCAACUUGCGCAGAACCACCAUCGUUGUUGUGGUGUAUCUUGCGCAACAGUUCAUUGGAUCAAACUUUGUUGCAUCAUACCUCCCAUACUUCUUCACAAUCGCAGGAGUCGGAAACCCCAUCGGAAUUGCCCAAGUUUGUUACAGCAUUCAGCUUCUCGGCAAUAUCUGCUCGUGGUUCUUGGUUGAUCGCUAUGGCCGCCGGCCACUUAUUGUCUGGGGCAGCAUCGUUAUGACGGGACUCUUGCUGUUGAUUGGAGGACUUAGCGUCAUUCAGGGCAACCAGAAGACCCUCUCUGCCGUGGUUGCAUUCAUGGCUCUCUGGGGCUUCCUCUAUCAACUCUCCAUCGGUGCCGUUGCUUUCGCCGUGGGCGGUGAGACACCUUCACCCCGUGUUCGUCAGAAGACCUAUUCCAUUACCAUCAUGAGCAACACGGCGGCGGGAUGUCUUGUCACCCAGCUCAUUCCGUAUCUGAUCAACCCGAGCAACGCGAAUCUUGGUGGCAAGGUCGCUUUCGUCUUCUUUGCCCCUUCGCUCAUCUGUGCCGUUUACCUGUUCUUCUGCUUCCCUGAGAUGAAGGGCCGCAGCUACCUUGAACUGGAGGAUAUGUUCCAGAAGAAGAUCCCUGCUCGCGAGUUCGAAAACUACCGCUGUGAAGUCGAGACGGUCGAAAGUAAGGAUGGGGAAAGGGUCGCAGUGGUUCUUAAGGAGUAG